GUGAUAGCAGAUACAGAAGUUGUUACAUUUAAAUACGCGUCGAGUAAUUUGGUAGAUGCUGAGGUACUCUCACCUGAUUUGAAGUACCCUAAACGGCACACGUACAGCUUAUCAUCGGAUGUAUUCUGCGAUAAAUACCGCUUAGUAGACUAUCAAGAGGGUGAAUUAUUGAGAGCAAAAAUAUCUUAUCCAGCUGGUCCAAUCAACGUAAAAGCCGAUAUAAUAGAGGAUGGCAGGUUAGAAAUUUGUUAUAAAUCAAACUACAAGCUAGAUUCUACAUUCGAUUUAAGCAUAGAGAAUGCUAUAUUUAAUAGAUUCAACUACACUAUUAUACUUCUAAUCGUAGCAACCAUCAUUAGUGUAUAUAAAUAUGGGAAACGCAGCAUCAAAAGCACCUAGAAGGUUAUCAAAAAUACAAACUAAGGAAAUACCACGUGCUAGCGAGUCACUUAAUAGAAUGAAAGCACCUCCAAAGGAGGAGAUUCUAAAAGAUGGACAAGAUCCAGAUUUUAGUGCGAAUUUAUCAAAGAUUGAUCCUGUAAAGAUACAUAAAAUGCAAACUAAUUUUAAACCAUCAGACAAAAUGAUGGAUAUUCUCAAAGGUAGAAAAAUAGAGAAUGAUAUUGAGAACGCAGCUAUGACGCGUAAUAGGCUAAGUGCGCAGUCACUCUUGUCAUACUUGGAGGAACGCAAAGGGAGUAGUGAUGUAACGCAGCUGAAUAAGGAAUUCGACGUAGAGAACCAAACUAUGGAGGCUAUAUCUGAAUAUCUAGCAGCACCAAGACUUGGCACACCCUUCACCGUUAAAGUAGACAAUGAGAGAGGAGAAAUCGAGAGAGUCGAAGUAUUUGUUUAGGAACCUGAUGUAUAUUUAUUCUAGAGUGUUUAUUUAGUCUCUGUAUACCUUUAAAUUAAC
This is a messenger RNA of Wallemia mellicola CBS 633.66, 916 nucleotides long. RefSeq lists its product as hypothetical. The transcript is spliced from 3 exons. The record is from RefSeq and is a predicted model, not a curated record. NCBI's taxonomy places the organism in Eukaryota, Fungi, Basidiomycota, Wallemiomycetes, Wallemiales, Wallemiaceae. The coding region runs from base 371 to 856 and encodes 161 amino acids.